GUCGGUCGUCUGUUGCAAUCAAGGAUCCAGUACUUGGCAUGGGUAUUUUUUUGUUUGUUUCAAAGCGACAUUUUCUUUCAUCUGCGCUAGUCCAGCUUAAAGCCAGAUUGAUAACAAAUGAAUUUCCAUAGUAUUUUUUUAUUCGAUAGGGGAAAAUCGAAUUUUAGGGAGACAUGUGUCAUUUUUAGUCUAAUACUUCAAAGCAGUUCAAAAGAUAUGAAUAAAACCACAUUUUGCAAUAUGAAGAAGUGCCUUAUGAUACGUUGUGAUUAAAAGUCAGAGUAAGCAGCAGUGAUCCAACUGUAAUAUAAAGCAGAAGUUAUUCAAAUAAUGAAAAUAUGAAAAUGACAAUCAGUAAUUAUGUUAAUUAUAGAAAGAUGUCAGUGCAAUUAACUAAUUGAAUACUAAUUAUAGCAUGUCUCUGUCAAUAUUAUAAGUAUGUUUUUAUAAAAAUUGACUUCGAAAUUGGUUUUUCCUAUGACAUGUUGUAAUUGCAUGAGCUAAUCUGCAGCAAGGGGUAGUACCGUACUGUUUUUGCUUGACCACAAAGUUCAAUAUUACGUGAUAAUCAGAAAGCGACGUAGGAACUUAUUGAUUUUCCUUGAUAUGAAUUGCCUUUUGCGAUUAUUUUGAUAGAGCGACUAUUUUACGCAUGCAAGACAUUUUAAAGUAUGAAGUUACUUUAAAGCAGAAAAAUUGAUUGUUAAGUUAGAAUAACGGAAAGUUCCCCCUUCUGUACCCCUGUAGACAUGGAUGUCAGGUUGCAAGUCAGGCAUACAUCAUACUGAGCAUGUGCAAUGACCUUUCACUUUGUAGCUGAUUAGAGUUCAUACAUUUGGGUUUUCUGAGCAUGUGCAGUUGCAAAUACUUGGGGACUUCUUGAAAAGCUUCAGGCCUAGGCUUGGGCAUUAUACAAUGGUGACCAGAUACAGCGCCCCCUGACCAUGGAUCCCAAUCAUUUUGGCAACAAUCCAAACAUGUGGGUGCAGGGCGGAGGCUACUUUCCACCAAUGUCACCUCCGUUUAAUGGGUCAUCGCCUCCUUUUAACGGAGUAUCGCCACCUUUUAAUGGAGUAUCGCCUCCUUUUAAUGGGCCAUCUCCAGCUUUUGCCACCCACCUCUCGCCAGGGAGAUCAUUAGGGGACUAUCCACCAGCGUCCUCCCAUCCACCACACCCAGGCUUGAUGCCCCCUGGGUUUAACCAUUAUACCAUGAGACAGCCUGAUGCCUCACAGGGCUUUGGUGCUUUUGAAGAGCCUAUGGGAUUUCUUCAACGUCCUGGAGAGGGGUACUUUCACACACUCCCCCCUCCACCCCCAUUAACAAGUAUGGCGGGGUUUCUGCAAAAGGACUGUGUGCUUACUUCUACACCUGUGGCUCCUAAGAUGACAGUGACCCAGACUGGACACCAAAAAUUACACAGUGGCACUGAGUCCGUCUCUGCAUUUCUGCCAUUCAAUUUACCAACUUCACAUGAUAAUCAAGUAGGAGUUAGAGGCAAACAGGGUGAAAAUGUUGUGGAACAACCUGUAGCAAGUGGUGCUGCUACUGACGAGGAAGGUGACAGAACAGACAUUUUAGAAUUUAAUCUUCCAAGGGACAUUCCCCACAGUGCUCAUGAUCAAGUUACGGGGAAAACAAACGAAAAUCAGACUGAAACUGAUGCUCACAGAACAAACAGUGACAGUUUUAAUAGUGGUAGGGAAAACAAAAUGGAAGCUGUAACGUUAUGUGAAGGAGAGGAGAAGGAGAUCGUAAGGGACCAAUCAAAGAAAGUAAGCUGUGAAAAUUCAAAGGUGAUUCCUUCGUUAGACUCUGCUUGUGAGAAAAAUACCCUGCGGCAAGAAGAAUUAGACAAUAACUUCCAGGGAACAAAUCAAGAUGAUGUAAUGGCCACUGCUGAGUGCAAUAACGUUAAUUCUGAUGUGGCCAUGGUUGAGGGCAAAAUUGAUAAAGGAAAUAAUGGUGAUGAAGAUGAAGUCUGCCUAUUGUCUCCUCACUCAGAUAAAAAUGAAGAGGAAAAGGACCUUUCAAAAAGUGACGAGAACAACAGUAUGGAAGGAAGUUUAGGGGAAGAAGAGGAAAUUUCACUGCAACCCAAAAGCGGGAUGGAGGGAGACGAUGACAUCAUUGGUGCUGAUGUUGGUGAUGACAGUUUUAGCGAGGCUCAAACAGGAGAGAUAGAGCAGGGGACUGAAAACAGUGGUGCUGGGUGUAACAGUGACAUUGACAGCAAGAGCAUGGAGGAUGACACUACAGAUACAGUGAAUCAGAGCAUGGGUGAUAAAGACAUUGAAAGAAAUGCUUUACCAGAUGCCUCUGAAAACAAAAAUGAAGACAGAGAGUGCAGUAACAAAGACACUGAAAAUGAAGGUGACAAGGACGAUGAUGAUAUGGAAAAAAAUGACCAAAGAGUUGAUGAAAGUGAAAUGGACACAGAAACCAAUCUUGAAAAUGGAGAAGAAUCUCCUACCCUAGAUAAAUCUAGUGGCGUGACUGUAAAAUCAGAACCAGUGGAUGAGUUUUUUGAUGGAAAUCAAACAGAUGGUUUGAUGUACAAGAUCAAGAUUGAGCCAGACUAUGUGGCAGACAAUGAUGAAGAGGAUCCUGGCAUAGAAAUGGAGUCAGGUCCUGCAAAGAAAGAACGGAGAUCAAACAAAUCUAUGAAAGUUGGACCCAAAAGUGCCAAACUAAGAAUGCCAUUUGAACAAGGGUGGAAAAGGGAGUUAGUGAUUCGCAACCAACUUGAAGGCUUAACCGUAUCUGGGAACAAACGGAAAAGCAACCAAGCUGAUGUUUAUUACUACAACCCAGAGGGUAGAAAACUGAGGUCACUUGUGAAGGUUCAGGAAUACUUGGACAUGCAAGGUAAUACAGAUCUCAAUCUGGACUGUUUCUCCUUCAUACGGAAGCCCAUCUACAAGGAACCCUAUGAAAUGGUGCGCACGGCCAACAGGCACGCUGGGCGUAAAAGUUUAACCGCCAGCCCGUCCUUUGGUAGUCCUACUAAAGAAAUGCUUGACAUGUUGAACAAUGCGACAUCCACAUCUUGGUCAGACACAAGAACCACAAAACACCCCAGGCAGAAAAAGAAAAGGGGGAGGCCGGCUGCUCCUAAAAAACUGGCGGAUAUUAAAAUACCAGAACAGGACUCAAAACCAGAGAAAAUAGAAAAUGUUGAAUUAACAACAGAAAAAGAAAAGAGUGCAGGACCUGCUCCCAAAAAGAUCAAACUAGUGUUUCCUGUUGAUGAGGCUGAGAAAAGUUCACCUGUUGGUGUAAGCGAUUCCGGGACUAAGAAAGGAGCUUCGGUUGUGAAGUCUUUUGUUGUGGGAGACAAACACCGGAAUCAUCUAGUCCUAAAGAGUCCUGACCAGAGUCUGUGUUCUUUGAAUUGUCCCGGGUUAGACGGCGCGCCUCCAUCUUUACAGUGUGGGGUCUGCAUGUGUCUGUUCCAUCCGCAGUGUGUCAAUUUCAUCGGGAGCACAAGAGAGGCUCUCUUCAUAUGCUUGAGGUGUAAGGAUUCAGUGAAGAAGGCAGAUGUUUCACUGCUCAAAGACACCAGCCCUACCCAAGCAGAUGCCCUGGUGAUGAAGCCUAGCAACUGGACCAUGAAGCCUAGCAUAUGGACCAAACAAAAACUCGAAGAGUUUGUCAAAUCUAAGGAUCAAAAACAAACAAAGUCAGAGGACGACUUGGAGUUGAAAAUUACUGGUGUUAUGUCUAUAGUGCAAAAUACUCCCUUGGAAUCUAGUCAGGCCAGUGGCAGCACCACUCCAGUAAGUUCCAGUGGGGCCAUCAGGUCUAUACUGAAUCAGGUGCCAGAGGUGACCCCAAUCAGUUUGAAGACUGCUCCACCUCCACCUCCUCUUGUCAAAGCUCCAACAGCACGUCUGACGCGUGAGGACAGCUCACCUAUGGGCCCGCCCAGCAUUUUGCAAGCUGCCCCCGGGGCUCCACGACCUAAUAUGAUAUUCACGCGCUUGCCAGUUGCGCCACUUCCUGUCAUUAGUGUCUCGGGGCCUGCGCCACCAGUGUCCAUGGUGCCUCAACCAGUGCCGCCUAUGGCAUUCACACGAUUUGCAGUUCCCUCUUCUCCGUGUUCUAGUCCAGGCGAAAGCCCUUCACAUUCCCCAAAGAUCCAAGUGAUCAACCAGCAAGAUGGAUCUCAAAAAUGUCAGCUUUUGACACUUCCUAUGGGAGUUGUGAAAAAAAUUAACCUAAGCCAGCCUUUGGCCAUUAAACUGAACAAUCAAACAUACAUGAUUCCUCCAACGUGUUUUGUACCAACCAGCAAAGGGAUUAAGAUUAUGCUCCCAUCAAAUACAUUACCAGUUACGGCAUCGACAAAAGUUGCUACUGUGGCCACAACUAGUUCAACUUCAACUGUUACGAACGCUGGAUCGUCUAGUGACAUACAGGCUGCUGUCAGUCGCGCAGUUAGUUUACAGCAAAAACCCUUUGAUGAAUCAAAAGGGGAGAAUGGUGAUAAUGCAGAAAAUUCAGACAAAAAUAUUUCUAUGGACAAUACAAAACAGCCUCGGCGGUCUGUCAGAAUAAAAACAUUAGAUCAGUCGAAAAUGUGUCACUUUAGGGCAUUUCACAUGGGCUUUGACAGCCUUAUGCAUGUGUUCCAAUAUCUUACGACAGCAGAACUUCUUAGGGCUAGCAGAGUGUGCAGAACUUGGAGGAACAUUAUCAGUCAGAUCUCCUUUUGGACACAUGUGAGGUUAAAAGACAGUUGUAUCUCUGAUUGGGAAGCUGCUGCCAGACACUUCAAGAAGUUCAACACGCACACACUGGACAUGCGUGGUUUGUUGCACAGAGAGGACAGGAACAGGACCUGGCACCAGAUGACGGCGGUCUUGGGUGAGCUCACCAGUCUCAGGCGGAUAGACUUUGGACGAGCUCCUGCCAUUAUUCUACAGCACGUGGCAGAGAGGAUGCCCAACUUGGAGGUCUUAACAGCAGAGUGGAUCACUGAUACCACUACAGAGCCACAGAUGUGGUCAACAAAUACAAAGAUAGACCUGGGGAAGUUCAUUCAGCUCGCCAACCUUCAGGAACUGAGACUGAGGGGUUUGUGUGGACUGGUAUUACCAGCCUUUGCAUUCAGUGGGGGACUGGCAGAUUUUGGAAAACUGAAAAACUUAAGGAUUUUGUCACUUACUACAAUGAAGAAUGUUCCAGAUGUGGAAUUUGCUUUCAUAGGACAACUGGAAAAUUUGGAAGUCUUAGAAAUUGGAGAUUGUACAACAUGGAGUGCAGAAACGUACCUACUUCUAUCUCACCUAAAGCAAUUGCACACACUUAGACUGGAAAAUGGAAGUGAGAAUGCAGACAGUGCACUAGCCGUCUCACUCAAGGAAUUGACUAAGUUAGAGCAACUGGAGCUGAUAAUGUUUGUGAUAGGAAGUCACCUGGCUGCUACACUGCCGCAGCUAACACACAUCAAAACCCUGUCUGUAUGGCCAAACCUCACUACACCUCAGGCAGCUGUAGUAAACACCAAUACUCUCGAUGCAGUAAGCAAGCUGAUUAACCUCAAAACCUUGGACUGGGGAAUUAUGCCUGACAAAAAUAGCUCCGUGAUACUCAGUGACCAGCAGGGAGAGAAUGACCAAUCCAGUACAGCUGAAAACAAAGACGCUAGCAGCAGUGACAAUGGGGAGGGAAGCAACAGGACGCCAAAAAAAUCAAUUGAAUGUAUUCCUUUCCUACCAGCCAGCACAAACCAUGACAGUGCCGAGUCUGAUGUCUCCAUGUUGCCUGAGUAUGUCAGUAUUGAUCAGUUGAUGGACAGGCUUUGUGCAUUCCUGCCUAAGGCACAAAUACGAGUCUUUAGGGUGCCUGUGUACUCACCACCCAGGAUAUACAGGGGUGUAUAGGGUGCCUGUGUACUCACCACCCAGGAUAUACAGGGGUGUAUAGGGUGCCUGUGUACUCACCACCCAGGAUAUACAGGGGUGUAUAGGGUGCCUGUGUACUCACCACCCAGGAUAUACAGGGGUGUAUAGGGUGCCUGUGUACUCACCACCCAGGAUAUACAGGGGUGUAUAGGGUGCCUGUGUACUCACCACCCAGGAUAUACAGGGGUGUAUAGGGUGCCUGUGUACUCACCACCCAGGAUAUACAGGGGUGUAUAGGGUGCCUGUGUACUCACCACCCAGGAUAUACAGGGGUGUAUAGGGUGCCUGUGUACUCACCACCCAGGAUAUACAGGGGUGUAUAGGGUGCCUGUGUACUCACCACCCAGGAUAUACAGGGGUGUAUAGGGUGCCUGUGUACUCACCACCCAGGAUAUACAGGGGUGUAUAGGGUGCCUGUGUACUCACCACCCAGGAUAUACAGGGGUGUAUAGGGUGCCUGUGUACUCACCACCCAGGAUAUACAGGGGUGUAUAGGGUGCCUGUGUACUCACCACCCAGGAUAUACAGGGGUGUAUAGGGUGCCUGUGUACUCACCACCCAGGAUAUACAGGGGUGUAUAGGGUGCCUGUGUACUCACCACCCAGGAUAUACAGGGGUGUAUAGGGUGCCUGUGUACUCACCACCCAGGAUAUACAGGGGUGUAUAGGGUGCCUGUGUACUCACCACCCAGGAUAUACAGGGGUGUAUAGGGUGCCUGUGUACUCACCACCCAGGAUAUACAGGGGUGUAUAGGGUGCCUGUGUACUCACCACCCAGGAUAUACAGGGGUGUAUAGGGUGCCUGUGUACUCCCCACCUAGGAUAUACAAGAGUAUUUAGAGUGCCUGUGUACUCUGCCAUAUAGGAUAUAGAAGGAAUUUAAGGGUGCCUGUGUACUGUCCACCUAGGUUGUACAGCAGAUUUAGAGCAUGGUCUGGAAAGCGUUCAAGAAAUAAAAGUCGAAUAUAAUUUCAUUUCUGUGAAGUUAUCAGAGUAAUAAUAGAUGUGCUAAGGUGCUCAAAAGAUGACACUGCAAUCUCUAGUCUGGUGCUUUCAAAAGUCAUCAAGAUUUGCCAACAUUCAAGUAUAAUGGAGCAUGAUAGCACCACAUUAAGUUUUAAUGGUUGUUGCUGAUGCUCUAGAUUUUGUUUCAGCUGCUUAGAUGCCGUUCUGUUAAAUCAUUACUAAGUUUGCAUGGUGAGCUCUGGAGUGGAAAGAAAUCUAAAGACUGGAGAGUAAAGUUGAUGUACAUAGACAGUGAUUCACAGUUUUACUUUUUCAUUGAUAAAUAAAAAAGGCUAGUCAUGCUGUGUUGUAACCAGACAAGUUAUAACAGCAAAUUGAAAGGAAUGAUUUUUUUGUACUUUGAUUAUACUGAAAGGUGCAGUGUAUUGUUUUGAGUGUUCGUGACAGUGACAAUAAAAAUCUUCAUCACGGAAGGCUUACUGCUAUAUCAACCCCCCUGUUUAUGCAAUCUAAGAAUGUACAAAAUAAUAAAAAACACACAAAACAGCAACUAAAUUUCUGCAAUGCCAGACUUCCCCCUUUCUUUGUCUUUUGCCUGGUCUAUUACAGUUUUAUUAUUUGAUUAGGCACAGGAUAUACUGCCUAUGCAAGAGUUAUGUGCAAAAGUAUAGAUCAAUUUUAAAGGCCAGUAUAUACAAUGUUCCAUGGCUUGUAAAAUGAUGAUUUUGAUGUUUAUGGGCUUGUAAAAGCUUUUAAAAUUAUUUUAAUUUUGUAAGAAUUUCAGUAUGCAUGAAAAAUUCUUCAUGAACUGCCAAUAUGUAGUUUUACACACCUAUUUCAAAUUAUCAAGAUAAUUAUUUAAGUUCAUGAAGUAUUUGUGAAAGCUCAAAUUGUUAAAUAAAUAGUUAUAAGAA
Messenger RNA from Lingula anatina, 7788 nucleotides. RefSeq lists its product as uncharacterized. Lineage: Eukaryota; Metazoa; Brachiopoda; Lingulata; Lingulida; Lingulidae. Gene Ontology annotation, molecular function: protein binding; DNA binding. The record is from RefSeq and is a predicted model, not a curated record.